Molecule: messenger RNA, 2479 nt
Organism: Sesamum indicum (sesame)
Lineage: Eukaryota; Viridiplantae; Streptophyta; Magnoliopsida; Lamiales; Pedaliaceae
Product: heat shock cognate 70 kDa protein 2
Molecular function (GO): ATP binding; ATP-dependent protein folding chaperone
Source: RefSeq, a predicted model, not a curated record
AAAAUCAAAGGGAAAAGGCAGAAGUAGAAUUCUCUAGACACAGCCAACUUCCGAUUUCCGCACUAUUUAUAAUCUCUGCUUUCUCUUUUCUUCUCCAUCAUCAAAAUCUAGAAAGAAAAUUUGGAAAGCAAGAGCUCUGUUUGAAUUCUUGAUUUGAUUUUUGUUGCCGGAGUUUCGGUUUAGUUGAUUUUUUGCUGCUGCUGUUGUGGGAAUGGCUGGAAAGGGGGAAGGACCAGCGAUUGGAAUCGAUUUGGGAACCACGUAUUCAUGCGUGGGAGUGUGGCAACAUGAUCGUGUCGAAAUCAUAGCAAAUGAUCAGGGCAACCGCACGACGCCGUCUUAUGUGGCUUUCACGGACACCGAGCGUCUUAUCGGCGACGCCGCCAAGAACCAGGUCGCCAUGAACCCCACCAACACUGUUUUUGAUGCCAAGCGGUUGAUUGGUAGGCGAUUCAGCGACCCCUCUGUCCAAAGUGACAUGAAAUUGUGGCCAUUCAAGGUCAUUCCUGGGCCUGGUGACAAGCCCAUGAUCGUAGUAUCCUACAAAGGCGAAGAGAAACAAUUUGCCGCUGAAGAAAUCUCUUCCAUGGUCCUCAUUAAGAUGAAGGAGAUAGCUGAGGCAUAUCUUGGAUCGACGGUGAAGAAUGCGGUUGUGACGGUGCCUGCAUAUUUUAACGACUCUCAGCGUCAGGCCACGAAGGAUGCUGGAGUUAUUGCUGGUCUAAACGUCAUGCGUAUUAUUAAUGAACCUACUGCUGCAGCAAUUGCAUAUGGUUUGGACAAGAAGGCUACCAGUGCUGGUGAGAAGAAUGUGCUUAUUUUCGAUCUUGGAGGUGGUACUUUUGAUGUUUCCCUCCUCACCAUUGAGGAGGGUAUAUUUGAAGUGAAGGCUACUGCUGGUGAUACUCACCUUGGAGGAGAGGACUUUGAUAACAGAAUGGUGAAUCAUUUCGUUCAGGAGUUCAAGAGGAAGCACAAGAAGGAUAUUAGUGGGAACCCUAGAGCUCUAAGGAGAUUGAGGACUGCUUGUGAAAGAGCAAAGAGAACUCUCUCGUCCACUGCCCAAACCACUAUUGAGAUUGAUUCUUUGUAUGAGGGUAUUGAUUUCUAUUCCACCAUUACCCGUGCUAGAUUUGAGGAGCUUAACAUGGAUUUGUUUAGGAAGUGUAUGGAGCCAGUUGAGAAGUGCUUGAGGGACGCAAAGAUGGAUAAAAGCAGUGUCCAUGAUGUUGUCCUCGUCGGUGGCUCUACUAGGAUUCCUAAGGUCCAGCAACUACUGCAGGACUUUUUCAAUGGUAAGGAACUAUGCAAGAGCAUCAACCCAGAUGAAGCCGUUGCUUAUGGGGCUGCAGUGCAGGCAGCAAUUUUGAGUGGAGAAGGCAAUGAGAAGGUUCAGGAUCUUCUUCUUUUGGAUGUCACGCCAUUGUCCCUUGGUUUAGAGACUGCUGGAGGUGUCAUGACAGUUUUGAUUCCCAGGAACACGACCAUUCCUACCAAGAAGGAACAAGUGUUCUCCACAUACUCGGACAACCAGCCGGGCGUGUUGAUUCAGGUUUAUGAAGGUGAAAGGACAAGAACUAGAGAUAAUAACCUGCUUGGAAAAUUUGAGCUCACAGGCAUUCCUCCGGCGCCAAGGGGUGUUCCUCAGAUCAAUGUCUGCUUUGACAUUGAUGCCAACGGCAUCUUGAAUGUCUCUGCGGAAGACAAGACAACCGGUCAAAAGAACAAAAUUACCAUUACUAAUGAUAAGGGUCGGCUGUCAAAGGAAGAGAUUGAAAAGAUGGUGCAAGAAGCUGAGAAGUACAAGGCUGAGGAUGAGGAACACAAGAAGAAAGUUGAGGCCAAAAAUGCGCUGGAGAAUUACGCAUACAACAUGAGGAAUACAAUAAAGGAUGAGAAGAUUGCUUCUAAGCUUCCACCAGCUGACAAGAAGAAAAUUGAGGAUGCAAUCGACUCGGCCAUCCAUUGGUUGGACGGGAACCAGCUGGCUGAGGCUGAUGAAUUUGAAGAUAAGAUGAAGGAGCUCGAGAGCAUUUGCAACCCCAUCAUCGCAAAGAUGUAUCAGGGUGCUGGUGGGGCUGAUGUUGGUGGAGGCAUGGAUGAAGAUGGCCCGUCGGGUGGUGGCAGCGGUGCAGGCCCCAAGAUUGAGGAAGUGGAUUAAGCCUGACGGUUGUGUGUUUGAUGCAGUAUCAAUACAUGUAGAAGCGAUGGAGCUUGGUUGAUCGUUGGCGCAAGUGUGUUUGGUUUCUGGUAGUGUUUUUGUAUAUGGUUGUCAUUGGCUUCUGAGCCAAGUGUAUACGACGAGUUCCAAUGUUUUUCUUCUUUUAAAUGGUUAAUCCGACACCGGUGUUGUCUGUAAAAGUUUUGAAUGUUCUGAAGAUCUACUGUAACAAUUCGGGAGCUCAGUAAUUCUCUGUAAGCUAUGAUGUAUAAUUAUAUAGUCAACAAUCAAUACCUGUAAGAGAAAUACUUGCAAUAA